AUGACUCACAAAAUACGAGCAGUUUUGAAAGGAGGAUAUGAAUAUGUAGGGGCGAAGAUGAAAGAGAAAAGGCUUUUUAUGCAGAGUUUGGAGAAGUUAUAUCUUUUGAUGCAACUUUUAGAACAAACAACAGUUGAUCACCACAAGAAAUCUGUUACUGUUGGUGCUGGGUUGCUGGGUAGAGAGACAAUUGAGUCGUAUGAAUGGCUACUUAAAGCUUUUCUUAGAGCUCAUGAAAGGAAAGCACCAAAAAUUGUUCUAACUGAUCAAGAUGCAGCAAUAACACAAGCAGUGGAAUCUGUCUUACCAAAUUCAAGACACAGACUAUGCAUGUGUCACAUAAUGAAAAAACUGCAAGCAAAGGUUACUGGCAAUUUAUUUAAAAACAAAGACUUUAAGAAAAGAUUUAACAAGCUUGUUUGGAACAUGCAUAUCAAACCUGAUGAGUUUGAAAAGAAGUGGGAUUUGAUUAUUAAUAAAUUCAAUCUAGAAGAUAAAUGA
Lactuca sativa (garden lettuce) is the source of this 501-nucleotide messenger RNA. Lineage: Eukaryota; Viridiplantae; Streptophyta; Magnoliopsida; Asterales; Asteraceae. The record is from RefSeq and is a predicted model, not a curated record.